AUGGCCGAGGUCAUCAACGCACUGGCUGACCCAGCGGAGGACCGCCGCACCGCGGCCGCGCGCUGCCUGGGGGAGCUUGUGCGCAAGAUGGGGGAGCGCGUCCUGCACCGCAUGCUGCCCAUCAUGCGCGAGUCCAUGGCCUCGGACUCAGCCUCCACGCGCCAGGGUGUGUGCGCGGGGCUUCGCGAGGUGCUGGAGGCGGCCACCCGCCACCAGCUGGGGGAGCACCUCCCCGACAUCCUGCCCCCCAUCCAGGCCGCCCUCUGCGACAGCGACCCCUCAGUCCGCGAGGCCGCCGGCGCCGCCUUCGGCGUGCUCUUCCGCGGCGGCGCGCACAGCGCGGUCGACGGCGUCGUGCCGAGCCUGCUGGCGGGGCUGGACUCGGAGGCGCACUACUCGGCCAGCGUGGAGGGCCUGCGGGUGAUCAUGGGCGUGCGGCCGGCGACGUUCAACGGGGUGGCGCCGAAGCUGCUGCGGCCGCCGGUGACGUCGUCGUCGCUGAGGGCGCUGGGGGAGCUGGCCGGCGUGGCGGGCCCCGCCCUGCCCAGCCACCUCCCGGCCAUCCUGUCGACCUGCCUGGCCAUCGCCUCAAAGCCCAACGACCACCGGGCGCCGGCAGCCGAGGAGGCGGCGCUGCGGGUCGCACAGGCUGCCGGCGAGGAGGGCCUGCCCUCCCUGGUGGAGGAGCUGGGCCGCGCCCUGGAGGACGCCAGCGGGCGGGCCCCCGGCGCGGCCGCGCUGGUCGCGGGCUACUGCAGGGCCGCGACGGGCGACAGGCGGGAGGGGCUGCAGGGCCACGUGGACGGCCUGAUGACGGUGGGCGGCACUGUUGGGGGCGGUGUUCCAGCUGCCUGA
Messenger RNA from Monoraphidium neglectum, 855 nucleotides. RefSeq names its product Translational activator GCN1. Gene Ontology annotation, cellular component: cytosol. Gene Ontology annotation, biological process: cellular response to amino acid starvation; regulation of translation. NCBI's taxonomy places the organism in Eukaryota, Viridiplantae, Chlorophyta, Chlorophyceae, Sphaeropleales, Selenastraceae. Gene Ontology annotation, molecular function: protein kinase regulator activity. The record is from RefSeq and is a predicted model, not a curated record. The transcript is spliced from 6 exons. Bases 1 to 855 code for a protein of 284 amino acids.